UCAGUGCGACAGUUGUGAUCAGUUAGUGGGUACGUGUGAAGUGUUUCUGUGCUUUCCAUAUUAAUGACAUGAUUUUUACUGAUUGGAAUAGUUUUUGGUCAUUUUAUUAAAAUAUAUGGUUUUAUGAACAUUUCUUGGAUAAUAUGGACAACGUAUCAGUAUCAAAGGGUGUCUUUGUACACAAAGGUGCUUAUAAGAUCGGGAAUAAACAAACAAAAUUUGAACCACCAGAUUAUUUAAAUGCAUCAUGGUAUCUUACUUAUAAAGAAACAUGGGAAAGCAUUCAAAAUGCUAUAGAGGCUAUAAGGUCCAAUAUGUUUCAACAAGCUUUAGAUGACUUACAAUCUUUUGUUUCCAAGGUUAAAGAUAAACCAAUAGAGGAAUUUCAGAAUGAGAUACAAACAGCUAUUCUAUUAACUGGAGUUAAUGUUUCUGAUCACAAGGUAAUGUUUCAAAGAGUAGUUUCUAAGCUAGAACCAAUAACAAAUCAUAUCGCUGUUAUAUGGGGUAGAGACUCGAAUAAUAUAAAGAAUCUCACAGAAGAAUCAAUUUAUCAGUUGAUGAAUAAUGAAAAGGAUGAUGAAGAUAUACAAAUUAAGAAAACUCACUGUCAUAUGAGGAAUCUAAAAUUAUGGCACCAAGAAAAUUGUGAUCGAAAUGAUCCUCUGGUUAUAAUGAUAACUGAUUUUGAAAGUUCUUCUCCUGCAGUACUGCAUGAUUUUAUUUUAAUACUGAGUUCAUAUGUCAAUUCAAUGAAAUUUAUUCUUAUUUUUGGUGUUGCAACUACUUUACAUGCCAUCCAUAGAUCUUUAACAUAUGAUGUUACAUCAAAAUUGAAUGUUCAAGUAUUCCAUAUGCAAAAACAAAUUAAUAUUUUGUCAGACGUGUUAGAAAAGACUGUUUUUUGUACAAAUAUCCCAUUUAAAUUGACUGGACGCGCGUUUCAAUUUUUAACGGAUAUCUUUUUGUUUUAUGAUUUUUCGGUAGAGAAUUUUUUACACAGUUACAAGAUAUGUAUGAUACAACAUUUUUACGCAAACAAUAUAAAUUCUCUUUGUUGUCAACCGCAAAAGAUAAAAAGCAGGAUUUCUUCUUUAACAGAUGAGGAUUGGGAGGAAAUUAAAAAAUUGCCUUCUAUAGAAAAAUAUAUUAGACAACUUACGAAUGAUAAAAACAAAGAUGAAUUGCUUAAUAAUAACAGGUUUAAGGAAAUGCUAAUGCAGCUCUUAAAUAAUUUCCACCAAUAUAUGCACCGAUUUUUGUUAGUACUCAAGUGCCUGCAUGAUCUCAUGUCGACAUUACCAAAUGCACCAAUGGGUAAACAGCUACGUGAAUAUUACACAAAAGCAGUUUAUAUGAGUGAUUUGAGAGAAUCUCAAGAGUACAAAGAAUGCCUGCAAUUGCUAAGUUUUUUAUCCAAGAAGGAAUUUCUUGAAAAAUUGAACUCUUUUACAACAAUUAUGGAAAGUUCGAAGGACUCAAUUAUGAAGAAAGUUAAAGUAGAUCUACAGGACCGUAUAAAAACAAUCGAGGAAGCUAGUUUAGAAGUAGCUUCGAAACCUGUCGAUAUCGUUUCUACCGGUGAAAAACUCAGUCGACUUCAAUUGAAAGAGAAAUUAUUGAAAAUGUCUCAAACACAAUCUCGAUCGCCCUAUAAGAUAGCUCAACAGGAUUUGAUCGAUUAUUUAGAUCAAAAAGUGUUUUCUGUAUACCUUAUCAAUCCUCAUUACGUACCUGGGAACGAGAUAUUUUGCUUCAAUGAUGGCAAUUUAGCGAAACAACAUGUUCGUGGAUCUUUGAGAGCAGCGAUACACACAGGAUUGAACGAUCCACAUGUGUACUUAAAUUGCGAGUGCUGCAAAUUGGAGAACGACGACGCCAUCCCAUCCACGCUGCCUGACCUCAGUAUAAUUUACAAGUUGCACUUAGAAUCCAGGAAGCUGAUCAAUAUGUACGACUGGUUACAGCGGGUUCACCCUUUGCCUGGACUUUUCGCGGUAAGCCCCGUGUCCUCUCGCCCUUAGGCAACCAUUCCAACAAACGCGUCCAGACCAAUUUACAAUGGAGUCGGUUCAACGACGCGUGCAGUAACCUGGCGAAUAAUGCAUCCGUGCCACGCUCGAGAUGUGCAUCGCGUCGCAACGUCGGAGACGACAUUGAACCGCAAAUGGUGCGCAACCCUCAACAAAUUCAACGGGAAUGGUAUCGUUCGUGUAAUAUCCCGAAUUUUUGUGUUUACCGAACUGAAAUAUAGCUACAAGGGAGAAGAAUUUUAAGUAUUUGCUCGGAUGUGGUCUGUUCGCAAACUACGCAGUCAUAUUUCGCAUUGAACCUGUUACGAGUCACAAAUGUUGACUCGUGAAAUCAAUUGAGGAAGCAUUGAAACAAUUCCACUAAUAAAAAUUUGAGAAACAAACUUGUAAGUAUAAAAUUGUGUAUACAAAAUGCUAUUUGUACAUUUAUUUGGACAUUUAUUAUGAAAAGCUUUCAUAAAUAUAUUACGUGGGUUCUAUAAAAUAUUUUUUGAAAUUUAAUUAGUACCGUAAUGAGACACGAGUGUCAUAAUUAUGUUGGUAAAGUUAGAAACAAAAAUGAGGUGCACAAGAUAUGUAUUUCAAACAUACACAAAUAUUGAUCUGUACUUACUUGAUAUUUUUUGAAUAGUACAUUAUACACAUGUAAAUAUAUGUAAUUUGAAUCAUUAUAUGGAAGCAUUUUAUAAAAUAGUAUUUUCAAAUUACCAUACUUAGCAGGAGC
Bombus huntii is the source of this 2757-nucleotide messenger RNA. RefSeq names its product origin recognition complex subunit 3 (gene Orc3). Gene Ontology annotation, molecular function: DNA replication origin binding. Lineage: Eukaryota; Metazoa; Arthropoda; Insecta; Hymenoptera; Apidae. Gene Ontology annotation, biological process: DNA replication initiation; DNA replication. The transcript is spliced from 13 exons. Gene Ontology annotation, cellular component: DNA replication preinitiation complex; nuclear origin of replication recognition complex; nuclear pre-replicative complex. Bases 144 to 2024 code for a protein of 626 amino acids. The record is from RefSeq and is a predicted model, not a curated record.